AUGCCGCCCCCUCCAGGCACUCCAACCGAACCGAGAAGCAUGCGCGGUGCACAACCCUCGUUCCCGCUGUCCAACCCUUCUUCCCACGCAAACUCUCCUGGUAAGAGAGAUAGGAAUGACAGCUUCGGCCAUCGCACGGACCGACCGCCCGCGACGGCCACCGACGGGGAUGUCAUCAUGGGCAACACGUCAGAGGCACAACGCAUGCCACCACCGCCACGGCCACCGACAACAGCCUUAGCAGCAGAGCCGCCCAUCCCGCGACUUCGCUCCCUCGCGCCCGCCAUCUUCGUGCCCAUCAGCAAGAUCCUACCCAGUGAGGAGGCCAUGGAGGAGUUCGUCGCGCUCGCCCGGACGGACCGCGUCGCGCAUAUGCGCAAGGCGCUCGAGCAGUGCGACCGGCACGCCGCCGCCGUGCGCGGCAACAUCCCCGCGCUGUUCCGCCGCGAGGACGCGCGCCUGAUGCAGGUCGCACGCGCCGAGGACGCCGCCGCCGGCUACGGCCGCGAAGAUCCCCGCUACGAUCCGCAGAUGCGGCACGGCGUCAGCUGGUGGCCUGCUAGUAAGGCGGAUAUGGAGAGAAUGAUCGCAAACAUGGCCGCGCCUGCACCGCCGCCGCCGCCGCCGCCGCCAGCCAAGCUCUCCUCCUCGGAUGUCGUCGCCAAGGUCCUGCACGCCGAGAGGGGAAGAUCCGGCAGCAGGGGCGGCACUCACGCUCCGGGAGACGUCAUCGGGCACGUGCCAGAGCCGAGCUUCACGCACAGACCGGUGACAACCCCGCGCGCACACGCCGCCCGCGAGGCCCUGAUGCUCGUUGGCAAGGCCACAGCGGAGCUACACGGCUACGACGCGCACAUCUCCGCCCGACGGGACGAGAGGCGACGCGCGCUCGACCGCGAGAUUGCGCAGCGGAGUCGCAGCCAGCCGCCGGUGGCGCGGGUGGCGCCGAUGGCUCCGAUGGGCAUAUCCGUGCGAGAGGCCGAGAUGGACCGGUCCGUGCGGCCGCCCACCUCCCACAACACCACCACCACCACGGACGACACGAAAGGACAGAGCGGUGGAGACGGUGAUGGUGAGCAGAAGCAGAAGACGACGCCACGAGGAAACGGCCGCCACAAGAGGAGCUGCCGCCCCUGA
This is a messenger RNA of Cordyceps fumosorosea ARSEF 2679, 1137 nucleotides long. RefSeq lists its product as hypothetical. Lineage: Eukaryota; Fungi; Ascomycota; Sordariomycetes; Hypocreales; Cordycipitaceae. The transcript has a single exon. The record is from RefSeq and is a predicted model, not a curated record. Bases 1 to 1137 code for a protein of 378 amino acids.